Messenger RNA from Macrosiphum euphorbiae (potato aphid), 435 nucleotides. NCBI's taxonomy places the organism in Eukaryota, Metazoa, Arthropoda, Insecta, Hemiptera, Aphididae. The record is from the annotation of a GenBank genome assembly.
AUGGACGACGCAGAUACGGACGGGGGUCACGUAGUAUUAAACGUUAGCGUAUCAACAAAUUCAAUCAAUACUCACCAUUUUGAGAUGUUUUUGGAUGAAAUCUGCUCGGAAAAAUCAAAUUGUGUAGCACGAGUGUCGGGAGCCGACGUUGCAACAGAAAGGAAGGUGCGCGGAACAGUUCGACGGACCGUCGGGCUACGGUACACAGCGCUAACCCCCCCACCACAAAACACCAGCGGUCGCCAUGACACGUUGCACAGAGCGGCCGACCACGGGAAUAAUGGCUAUGACACCCCACUUUCCCUCCUACUCUUACUGUCGUACGAUCCCUUCCAGCCGCGUCCGAACGCGUUGUGUACGUGUGGCGCACAUGGUUGCCAACCUCGUGUCCCGCAAAAUAAAGCGGAAGACUUAUUAUUUUUAUUAUUCCCAUGA